AUGAUAUCAAGCUUUACCAUGAAUGAGAACCCAGGUAAAUGUGGGAUGUUGACUAACAUUAGCUCAGAGUUUGGCAUUAUAGUAGCUGUUUGCGCUGAGACGUACGUGCUCUGGGAUAGAAAUAGAAUCUUGCUAAUGGUCAUCUUGGGCACCUAUCUCUUGUUUCUCACAGCAACCAUCGGCAUUGCCAUCAAUGCUAGCAUCUGUGCAGCAUAUGCGACUAGCCCGAUCCCAGGCAUCACAGGAUGCUACCAAAGUCCAACAACCACUGACCGUAUUUUUAUCCUAUUUCUUCUCUUUUCUGUGUUUGAACUGGGUAACACAGACUGGCGGAGAACCCCAUAUUGUCUGUAUGUUGUCCUGGUGAACCAUAACAUAUUCUAUUAUGCUAGUGCUUUCUUGUUGGUGACAAUGAACAUGUUCACAUUGCUGUUCCUCCAGACCAUUUUGAAUGGGUAUGCACCUCUUCAUCCUACUGUGUAUUCCUACUAAUAACACUCGAAAUGCAUACCCACGUGCAGUUUCUGGUUCCUGACCCUUGCUAUUUUUGCAGUGUGCAUGCACAUCCAUCUCUGGACAGACAAACCAACAUUCACGUCGCUCUGAUAGCAUGGUUCAUUUGUCCGACAUGUCAUUUGUGAAUGUCAUGGUGUGAUGUCUUGUCUUGUGGUUUACUCAGUGUUCAUGGAGCAAGGCUUGGACUGUACAAGAUGAUUGGUGGGGG
Messenger RNA from Suillus discolor, 724 nucleotides. RefSeq lists its product as uncharacterized. The coding region runs from base 1 to 492 and encodes 163 amino acids. The record is from RefSeq and is a predicted model, not a curated record. Lineage: Eukaryota; Fungi; Basidiomycota; Agaricomycetes; Boletales; Suillaceae. The transcript has 10 exons.